AUGUCGCUCACGAUCUCGCUACCAAUCGACCAAGCUGUCGACCGACACAGGUACCGGCUGAUCGAGCUUCCGCCCGAGGUUGCUGCCCUCUUUGAGGACUACAACCCCGAUGCCAGUGCCGGCGCUGAUGCCUCAAUUGCGGCGACCCCACCCCGGAUUAUCAUCAAAGGAGGCGAAGACGACGAGGCAACACUCUGCACCGAUACCCAAACCUUUGCUGUCAAGGAAGUCCAAACGUCCAAUACGCUCCUGAUGAUUUGUCCGCUUGGCCGUUCGCCGGCAUUGCUGCCAGAAACCGCCGCUCCCUCCACGCCGCCAAUGUUGCCGUAUGCCCUCAAAGAAUCGGUGUUCUCGUACAUCGAGUUGAUACCGUGCCCGCCGAGACUCGAGCGGCUGCGGCGGAUGCUGAGCGAAUCGCCAUACAAUGGGCCGGACGCAAUGGACACUGGCAGCCUGUAUACGUUGGGAGAACUGCUGUCGCAGGUUCAGGCUAGUCCUGGAGAGCUGCAGCGGGGACUGAAGGAAAACGAAGCAUUCGAACUGGAAGGACGCUGGCGAAUCUUCGACCCAGAGUUCCAAGAGCAGUUGUUGAAUGUGGUGCUGCUGGGCUGCAUUGAGCACGACAAGCAAAUCGACUCGCUGGCGUUGGCCGACGUCUCCGCAAUGCUCAGGGAUACGGACUAUGGCCGCGUUUCUGUGGAAGUUAUCGCCCAUUGUCUUGAGUGCUUUUCGGUUCAAGGAGCACCAUUGGAGAAUCAAAGUGACCUAGUCUACAGCUUGUCUCGGGAAAAGAUCUCACGAUUCUAUGGCAAACAGAUACUGUCGUCCUUGAAGGACGGCGAGUGCGAGUACGAGCACUUUUUGACAGAGUGGUCCAGAAAGCUCUCGGAUUUCUUGGCCGAUGGCGAUGAGCCCUCGCUCAAGAUCCUUGAGGAUCUUUGUUUGGUGGAAGUCAUCAACGUCGGCAGACGAGUCAUCAAGUUCUUUCCGAAGGACCGGUUAUCACUUGAAGCCAAGCAGCGACUGGAGGAGCUUUUCACGAUCAGAAAGAAGUGGUCCCGAUCGGAUCUGCUUCCAUAUGUCUCGGACCUGGCCCCUUCCGUCAAGAAGCUCGACGCCCUGCUGCUAAAGUACACACGCAUGUCCAAGGUUGACACAGAGGUAUUCUAUACCUUCCGCUAUGCGCUCUCGGAGUGA
Messenger RNA from Polychytrium aggregatum, 1197 nucleotides. Its product is annotated as sister chromatid cohesion protein Dcc1. Gene Ontology annotation, biological process: mitotic sister chromatid cohesion; maintenance of mitotic sister chromatid cohesion. The transcript has 7 exons. The record is from RefSeq and is a predicted model, not a curated record. The coding region runs from base 1 to 1197 and encodes 398 amino acids. NCBI's taxonomy places the organism in Eukaryota, Fungi, Chytridiomycota, Chytridiomycetes, Polychytriales. Gene Ontology annotation, cellular component: nucleus; chromosome, centromeric region; chromatin.